Molecule: messenger RNA, 1401 nt
Organism: Lodderomyces orthopsilosis Co 90-125
Lineage: Eukaryota; Fungi; Ascomycota; Pichiomycetes; Serinales; Debaryomycetaceae
Gene: ERG4
Product: delta(24(24(1)))-sterol reductase
Exons: 1
Coding region: 1-1401 (466 amino acids)
Biological process (GO): ergosterol biosynthetic process
Cellular component (GO): endoplasmic reticulum membrane
Molecular function (GO): Delta24(24-1) sterol reductase activity
Source: RefSeq, a predicted model, not a curated record
AUGGCAGAAGAUAAUACUCCAUUGGUCUCAUCCAAUGAUUCAGAACCUACCACUCCAAGAGGAUACACACCCAAGGAUCAAAUUGAAUGGGAAUUUGGUGGUCCCAUUGGUGCGUUGGGAAUGAUUAUUGGCUUUCCAUUAUUGAUGUGGUAUAUGUGGAUUGGAGCUGAAUUUUACAAUGGUAAGUUUCCUUGGCCAGAACAAGAUCAAUCAUGGUCUUAUUUCUUGUUGUUAUUAUGGGAAUUAUUCAAAUUGAAUGGAUUACCUACAUUUGGUACUUGGUUAUUUUUCACAUCAUUUAUUAUCAUUCAGGGCGUGUUUUAUUUAGUUUUACCGGGUGUUUGGACUAAAGGGCAACCAUUGGCUCAUUUGAAUGGUAAACAAUUGCCUUACUUUUGUAAUGCAAUUUGGUCUUUUUACACCACAUUAGCUGGAUGGUUGGUUUUACAUUUUACUGGUAUCUUGCCAGCUUAUUACAUGUUGGAUAAUUUUGGAAGAAUAAUGACAGUGGCUAUAACUUAUGGUAUCUCAUUGUCAAUUCUCUUAUACUUGGUUUGUCUUUUCGUUACAGGUGAUUACCACAGAAUGACUGGUAAUCAUAUCUACGAUAUGUUUAUGGGUGCACCUUUGAAUCCAAGAAUUGGUAAAUACCUUGACUUGAAGAUGUUUUUUGAAGUUAGAAUUCCUUGGUUCAUCUUGUUCUUUUUGAGUUUAGGAUUAUGCUUCAAACAAUACGAUAACUAUGGGUAUGUCACCCCACAAGCUGUAUUUUUACUUUAUGCUCAUUGGCUUUAUGCUAAUGCUUGUGCUAAAGGUGAAGAAUUGAUUGUGCCCACUUGGGAUAUGGCUUAUGAAAAGUUUGGUUUCAUGUUGUUAUUUUGGAAUAUUGCUGGUGUGCCAUUUACAUAUUGUCAAUGUACAUUAUACUUGGCCUACCAUGAUCCACAAGAAUAUCAAUGGUCAACAGCUUACAAUGUGUUUUUGUUUGUUUUAAUUACAGUUGCUUAUUACUUCUUUGACACUGGCAAUCGUCAAAAGAAUAGUUUUAGAAGAACAAUGGCAGGAAACACUCACAUCCGUAAAACAUUCCCAUAUUUGCCAUAUUCUGAUCUUGUUAAUCCAAAGUAUAUCAAGUGUGAAAAUGGCUCAUUGUUGUUGACUGACGGAUGGUACGUUUAUGCUAGAAAGAUGCAUUACACUGCUGAUUACACCCAAACUUUAACUUGGGCAUUAAUGUGUGGAUUUAGUUCACCAUUCCCUUGGUUUUUCCCAGUUUUCUUUUUCAUUGUAUUGGUUCAUAGAGGUUAUCGUGAUCAAAGAAAAUGCGAAAAGAAAUAUGGCAAAGAUUGGGAUAGAUAUUUGGAAGCUUGUCCUUAUAUGUUUAUCCCUUACGUUUGGUAA